UUCUGUUGAGCACAUAGAUGUAGCAUGAGCACUUCCCUUCUUAGGGGAGUGGAGAGAUUUGUUCAACCAGCUCAGCGAGGCCUCAGAAGAAAAGGUGUAAGGACAUCGGUAGUUUUCAAAUAUUUUAUCACUCGAUUUCAAGGCAUAUGAUGAGCUUCCGAGGAAAGGAAUUUUGGAAGAGGAGGCGAACAGUGAAGAGAGUGAACCCAGAAGGAAUCCACAGGGUUGGUGCUGAAAAGCCCAGACUUUUGGAGCCUUUGGAUUAUGAAACCGUCAUUGAAGAACUUGAAAAGACCUAUCGGGAUGAUCCUCUUCAGGACCUUCUGUUCUUCCCCAGUGAUGACUUCUCAACAGCCACGGUUCCUUGGGAUAUCCGAACACUGUAUUCGACGGUACCAGAAGAGGCAGAGCACAGGGCAGAGAGUCUGCUGGUGAAAGAGGCUUGUAAAUUCUACAGUUCCAAGUGGUAUGUGGUAAACUACAAAUAUGAACAAUAUUCCGGAGACAUUCGACAGUUACCCCGAGCAGAACACAAGCCAGAGAAGCUUCCUUCACAUUCCUUUGAGGUUGACCAUGAAGACGCUGAUAAGGAUGAAGAUACCACAUCCCACUCAUCAUCCAAGGGUGGUGGGGGAGCUGGAGGUACUGCUGUGUUCAAGUCUGGCUGGCUUUACAAGGGGAAUUUCAAUAGCACGGUGAACAAUACCGUCACUGUUCGGUCGUUCAAAAGGCGCUACUUCCAGUUGACUCAGCUGCCUGAUAACUCCUACAUUAUGAACUUUUACAAAGAUGAGAAGAUAUCCAAAGAGCCCAAAGGCUGCAUCUUUUUGGAUUCCUGCACAGGUGUGAUACAGAAUAACAGGCUGAGGAAAUAUGCCUUCGAGCUGAAAAUGAAUGACCUGACCUAUUUCGUGCUGGCUGCUGAAACAGAGUCAGAUAUGGACGAGUGGAUCCAUACACUGAACCGCAUCCUGCAGAUCAGUCCUGAGGGCCCACUCCAGGGAAGGAAGAGCGCAGAGCUGGCCGAGCUGGGGCUAGAUCCACUGGAUAAUUCUGUGACUUGUGAAUGUACACUGGAGGAAACAGAUUCUUCAGAGAACAGCCUGCAUCCUGACUUUGCAAAAUACCUCACAGAAACAGAAGACACUGUCAAAACAACACGAAACAUGGACAGACUCAAUCUGUUCUCCCUGGACCCAGAUAUAGAUACCCUAAAGCUUCAAAAAAGGGACAUUUUUGAAAACGAGUUCAUGAUCAAACCCUUUGAAGAGAAAGCUGCCAAAAGAAUCAUGGUCACCUGUAGAGCUCUCAACUUAAAUCUUCAGGGAUGUGUCACAGAGAAUGAAUACGAUCCUGUAACCAAUAUUGAGCCCUUUUUUGUGAGUGUGGCACUUUACGACCUCAGAGAUAACAGGAAGAUCUCUGCGGAUUUCCACGUGGACCUAAACCACCCUGCUGUCCGGCAGAUGCUCACAGGGGCCCCACCGGCCUUGGAAAACGGCAAUAUUGACACUGGUACAGCGAGACAACCCGAAGAACCUCACAUAAAGGGCCUUCCAGAGGAAUGGUUAAAAUUCCCAAAGCAGGCUGUCUUCUCUGUGAGUGAUCCUCACUCUGAAAUUGUUUUGGUGGCCAAAGUCGAAAAGGUCUUAAUGGGAAACAUUGGGAGCGGUACUGAACCUUACAUCAAGAAUCCAGACUCCAACAAGUUUGCACAAAAGAUACUAAAAUCCAAUAGGCAGUUCUGCAGCAAAUUGGGGAAAUAUCGGAUGCCGUUUGCUUGGGCAGUGAGAUCUGUAUUUAAGGACAACCAGGGGAAUGUGGACAGGGACUCAAGAUUUUCACCACUAUAUAGACAAGAAAGUAGCAAAAUGUCAUCUGAGGACCUCCUAAAACUGGUGUCAGACUACAGAAGAGCUGACCGGAUAAGCAAAAUGCAGACCAUCCCUGGAAGCCUGGAUGUUGCUGUGGACAACGUUCCCUUGGAACAGCCAAACUGUGUAACAUCGUCCUUUAUCCCCGUCAAGCCCUUCAACGUGACGGCUCAGUCAGAACCUACAGUGGAGGUGGAAGAAUUUAUUUAUGACUCAACAAAGUAUUGCCGUCCAUACCGAGUAUACAAAAAUCAAAUUUAUGUAUACCCCAAACACCUCAAGUACGAUAACCAGAAAUGUUUCAACAAGGCACGGAAUAUAACUGUGUGCAUUGAAUUCAAAAAUUCAGAUGACGAUGGAGCCAAGCCCUUGAAGUGUAUUUAUGGGAAACCUGGAGGGCCCCUCUUCACUACUGCCGCCUACACAGCUGUGCUGCACCAUUCUCAAAAUCCAGAUUUCUCUGAUGAGGUAAAAAUUGAGCUACCCACACAACUCCAUGGAAAACACCACCUUCUCUUCUCCUUUUACCACAUCACAUGUGACAUCAACGCCAAAGCCAACGCCAAAAAGAAAGAGGCUCUGGAGACAUCAGUGGGCUAUGCCUGGCUUCCUCUGAUGAAACAUGAUCAAAUAGCUUCUCAGGAGUAUAACAUCCCGAUAGCAACGACCCUGCCUCCUAAUUAUCUAAGCAUUCAAGAUCCUGCAAGUGCAAAGCAUGGUGGGAGUGACAUCAAAUGGGUCGAUGGUGGCAAACCACUUUUCAAAGUGUCAACAUUUGUUGUCUCAACAGUAAACACUCAGGACCCACAUGUGAAUGCAUUUUUCCGUCAGUGCCAAAAAAGAGAAAAAGACAUGUCUCAGUCACCUACCUCCAGUUUUGUCCGUGCCUGUAAGAACUUGCUAAAUGUGGACAAGAUCCACUCGAUCAUGAGUUUCCUACCUAUCAUCUUGAACCAGCUCUUCAAGAUUCUAGUGCAGAACGAGGAAGAGGAAAUCACUGGAACCGUCACCAGGGUUCUGGCUGACAUUGUGGCCAAGUGUCAUGAGGAGCAACUAGACCAUUCCGUCCAGUCAUACAUUAAGUUUGUAUUCAAGACCAGGUCCUACAAAGAGAGAACAAUACAUGAGGAAUUGGCCAAAAAUUUGAGUGAUCUUUUGAAGUCAAAUGAUUCAACAAUAGUCAAGCAUGUUCUAAAGCAUUCUUGGUUCUUCUUUGCUAUUAUUCUAAAAUCAAUGGCACAGCACUUGAUUGACACAAACAAAAUUCAGCUUCCCAGAGCUCAAAGAUUUCCUGAGUCUUACCAAAGUGAACUAGACAACCUGGUGAUGGGCCUGUGCGACCACGUGAUUUGGAAAUGCAAGGAUACCCUUGAGGAAACCAAAAGGGCGAACCACAGUGUUGCCAGAUUCCUUAAGCGCUGCUUUACAUUUAUGGACCGGGGAUUUGUAUUUAAGAUGGUGAACAAUUACACCAGCAUGUUCUCUUCCGGUGAGCUCAAGACAUUAUGCCAGUAUAAGUUUGAUUUCCUUCAGGAAGUUUGUCAACAUGAACAUUUUAUCCCUCUGUGUCUCCCCAUAAGAUCUGCAAACAUUCCAGAUCCUUUGACACCUUCAGAAUCAAUUCGAGAGUUACAUGCCUCAGAUAUGCCUGAGUACUCGGUCACAAAUGAAUUUUGCCGCAAACACUUCUUAAUUGGAAUUCUUCUCCGAGAAGUCGGCUUUGCCCUGCAGGAGGAUCAAGACAUCAGGCAUUUAGCUUUAGCUGUCCUAAAAAAUCUAAUGGCUAAGCAUUCUUUCGAUGAUCGAUACAGGGAGCCCAGGAAGCAGGCACAGAUAGCAAGUCUGUACAUGCCGCUGUAUGGCAUGCUCCUGGACAACAUGCCAAGAAUCUACCUGAAGGACCUGUAUCCUUUCACCGUGAAUACAUCCAAUCAGGGAUCUAGAGAUGACCUCAGCACUAAUGGAGGAUUUCAGACUCAGACGUCCAUGAAACAUGCAACUUCGGUGGAUACGUCAUUUUCCAAAGAUGUUUUAAAUUCCAUAGCAGCAUUUUCAUCAAUAGCUAUUUCUACAGUGAACCACGCAGAUUCCAGAGCAUCCUUAGCGAGCCUCGACUCCAACCCAAGUACCACAGAGAAGAGCAGUGAGAAGACAGACAACUGUGAAAAGAUCCCAAGGCCCUUGUCUUUGAUUGGGUCAACACUUCGCUUUGACAAAUUAGAUCAAGCAGAAACCAGGAGUCUUCUUAUGUGUUUUCUUCAUAUUAUGAAGACCAUCUCACAUGAGACUCUGAUUGCCUACUGGCAGAGAGCACCCAGUCCAGAGGUGUCAGACUUCUUCAGCAUCUUGGAUGUUUGUCUUCAGAAUUUUAGAUACCUAGGGAAACGCAAUAUAAUAAGGAAAAUUGCUGCAGCGUUUAAGUUUGUGCAGUCUACCCAGAACAAUGGAACUCUGAAGGGAUCCAAUCCUUCCUGCCAGGCGUCAGGUCUCUUGUCGCAAUGGAUGCACACGACUUCCGGCCACGAGGGACAUAAGCAGCACAGGUCUCAGACUUUACCUAUAAUCCGAGGCAAAAAUGCACUUUCCAACCCCAAACUUUUACAGAUGUUGGACAACACCAUGAACAGCAAUUCCAACGAAAUAGACAUUGUCCACCACGUAGACACAGAGGCUAACAUAGCCACUGAGGUUUGCCUCACUAUUCUGGACCUGCUGUCUCUCUUCACCCAGGUCCACCAGAGACAGCUCCAACAAUCUGACUGUCAAAACUCACUCAUGAAAAGGGUCUUUGAUACUUACAUGCUGUUUUUCCAAGUCAACCAGUCAGCCGCAGCCCUGAAACACGUGUUUGCUUCUUUGAGACUGUUUGUGUGCAAGUUUCCUUCAGCGUUUUUCCAAGGGCCUGCUGACCUCUGUGGCUCAUUCUGCUAUGAAGUCCUAAAAUGCUGUAACCACAGGUCACGGUUGACUCAGAUGGAAGCUUCAGCACUUCUCUACUUCUUCAUGAGGAAGAACUUUGAAUUUAACAAGCAGAAGUCAAUAGUCCGGUCUCACUUACAACUCAUCAAAGCAGUGAGCCAGUUAAUAGCUGACGCGGGGAUUGGAGGGUCUCGCUUUCAACACUCGCUUGCAAUCACCAACAACUUUGCCAAUGGAGAUAAGCAGAUGAAAAACAGCAAUUUCCCAGCAGAGGUGAAAGAUCUGACUAAACGUAUAAGGACUGUUUUAAUGGCCACAGCCCAGAUGAAAGAGCAUGAAAAGGACCCUGAGAUGCUGGUGGACCUUCAGUACAGCCUAGCAAAUUCCUAUGCAAGUACCCCUGAGCUACGCAGGACCUGGCUGGAAAGCAUGGCCAAGAUUCAUGCAAGAAAUGGAGACCUAUCCGAGGCUGCUAUGUGUUACAUCCAUAUAGCUGCACUUAUCGCGGAAUACCUGAAGCGCAAGGGUUACUGGAAAAUGGAAAAGAUUUGCACACCACCAGAAGACACCCACCCCUGUGAUAGCAACUUAUUACUAACCACUCCAGGCGGAGGAAGCAUGUUCUCUAUGGGUUGGCCAGCUUUCCUGAGCAUCACCCCGAACAUUAAAGAAGAAGGAGCGAUGAAAGAGGAUUCUGGAAUGCAAGACACCCCGUACAACGAGAACAUCCUGGUGGAGCAGCUGUACAUGUGUGUGGAGUUCCUUUGGAAGUCUGAACGAUAUGAACUCAUCGCUGACGUCAAUAAACCCAUCAUUGCUGUCUUUGAAAAGCAACGAGACUUCAAAAAAUUAUCAGAUCUCUAUUAUGAUAUCCACCGGUCCUAUCUGAAAGUGGCAGAGGUGGUGAAUUCGGAGAAGCGAUUGUUUGGUCGUUACUACAGAGUAGCAUUUUAUGGGCAGGGAUUCUUUGAGGAAGAGGAAGGUAAGGAGUAUAUCUAUAAAGAGCCUAAGCUGACAGGGCUCUCAGAAAUUUCCCAAAGACUUCUCAAGCUCUAUGCAGACAAAUUUGGAGCAGACAAUGUGAAGAUAAUUCAAGAUUCCAACAAGGUAAACCCCAAGGAUCUGGAUCCCAAAUAUGCCUAUAUUCAGGUGACCUAUGUCACGCCAUUCUUUGAAGAAAAGGAAAUAGAAGACCGGAAGACAGACUUUGAAAUGCAUCACAACAUCAAUCGCUUUGUCUUUGAGACACCCUUUACUCUGUCAGGCAAGAAGCAUGGAGGAGUGGCCGAGCAGUGUAAGCGGAGGACGGUCCUGACCACCAGCCACUUGUUCCCGUACGUGAAGAAGAGGAUCCAGGUCAUCAGCCAGUCAAGCACAGAACUGAAUCCUAUCGAGGUGGCAAUUGACGAGAUGUCCAGGAAGGUCUCUGAACUUAAUCAGCUGUGCACCACGGAGGAGGUGGACAUGAUCCGGCUACAGCUCAAACUCCAGGGCAGCGUCAGCGUAAAGGUCAAUGCUGGGCCAAUGGCUUAUGCUCGAGCGUUUCUUGAAGAAACUAAUGCAAAGAAGUAUCCUGACAACCAAGUAAAGCUACUGAAGGAAAUAUUCAGGCAAUUUGCAGAUGCAUGUGGGCAGGCUCUUGAUGUGAAUGAGCGUCUCAUCAAGGAGGACCAGCUGGAGUACCAGGAAGAACUGAGGUCCCAUUAUAAGGACAUGCUCAGUGAACUGUCUGCCAUCAUGAAUGAGCAGCCCUUGGCCCAAAGCACAGAAACACCUACAGAAAGAGAAUAUGAGAACUGAAAGGCUUUCCACAAUUUUACAGGUAUUGACCCAAGCCGUACAGAGUGUUGGCUCUCUAGAAUGUUUAGGUCUGGUUAGACACUGAGAAACACAAGGUGGGAACCUUCCCCUGCCCCAUUAGUCCCUUGAGGAACUCAAUACCAAAAAUAUGGGGUAGCAUUUCACAUUUUUGCAGCUAGGGGCUUCUAUACCCAUAUUCAGAGUGAACCUCAGGGAGACCCAUGUUCCCAUGAGUCUUUUACCUUGAGACUUCCUUAGCAGACACUGGACCUCAAGCAGUGGUCCACAAUUAGAAGAAAAAAAAAGAUAGAUAGAUAGAUAGAUAGAUAGAUAGAUAGAUAGAUAGAUAGAUAGAUAGAGAUAGAUAGAGAGAUAGAGAGAGAUAGAGAGAUAGAGAGAGAUAGAGAGAUAAAUAGAGAGAUAGAGAGAGAGAGAGAGAGAGAGAGAGAGAGAGAGAGAGAGAGAGAAUAGAUUGGUAGAUAAUAGCAUAAUAACUAAUCAGAUGAGAGAAAGAGAGAGACUUUGAUAACAUAAUAUAUGAUAUAUAUAACAAACUUCCAUAAUGCUGGGCAUAUAUCCACCAUAUUCUGAAUGGCUUGCAUGAAUUGUGACCACUCAAUAAUGUCAGUAUUUUGGAGGCACUAAAGCAAUCAGUUGAACAUCACAUGAACUUCUCUAAUCUACUUAGCAGCAUCCAUCAACCCUCACACUCUACUUGGGUGGUGACCUGGAGCCUUUCCAGUAAUGUGAUAUGGCCGGUUUCAUAUCGGUUCCCUCUCCUUCCCCCUAAUAACCUAGUACCAUCACCACAGAACAAGGCAAAUGCUGGAACUGUUAUUCUGAUCACGUGCAGGACACAUUCCUUCUUCCUUGUCUUCCGCCCACUCCUUUUAACACUCCACAGUAGUUCAAGGAGGAGGGAAUGGUAGACUGACUUAUGAUGGAAAGACUAAAUCUCUGUAGAUAGGAUUCCCAACAGAGAUCGUGUUAACUGGGGAUUUCUGAGAGGUGGUGGAGCACACAUGGGCAACAUUAUUAAAUCUGGGAUUUAAAUGAGGAGACCGGAUGUCAACGCUGGGAAACCACACAUGUCUCUCACUGUAAGCCGCACCUGGCCUUGAACUGUCUGGCAAAAUAUUUUUCUCUUUUUCUUCC
Molecule: messenger RNA, 7748 nt
Organism: Apodemus sylvaticus (European woodmouse)
Lineage: Eukaryota; Metazoa; Chordata; Mammalia; Rodentia; Muridae
Gene: Dock10
Product: dedicator of cytokinesis 10
Exons: 56
Coding region: 147-6593 (2148 amino acids)
Biological process (GO): positive regulation of GTPase activity; dendritic spine morphogenesis; regulation of cell migration
Molecular function (GO): guanyl-nucleotide exchange factor activity
Source: RefSeq, a predicted model, not a curated record